Messenger RNA from Ilex paraguariensis (yerba mate), 846 nucleotides. Lineage: Eukaryota; Viridiplantae; Streptophyta; Magnoliopsida; Aquifoliales; Aquifoliaceae. The record is from the annotation of a GenBank genome assembly.
AUGAAGCUGGGUCAGAAAGGGAAUGACCCUACUGGGAAGAAGAAGGGUGGGGUUUUGCAGAAGAAAGGGGAGUGGAAAUCAGUGUCGAGGGCGAUGAUGGAGAGGGGUUUUUAUGUGUCUCCACAGCAGUGUGAAGACAAAUUCAAUGACUUGAAUAAGAGGUAUAAGAGGGUUAAUGAUAUACUUGGGAAGGGGACAUCAUGCAGGGUUGUGGAGAAUCAGAGUUUGCUUGAUACUAUGGAUCAUGUAUCGCUGAAAAUGAAGGAGGAAGUGAAGAAAUUGCUUAAUUCUAAGCACUUGUUUUUCAGGGAGAUGUGUGCUUAUCAUAAUAGCUGUGGUCAUGGUGCUGGUGGUAGUGGUGCUGGUGCUGGUGGCUGUAGUGGUAAUGGGGGAACGGGUGGUGAUCACCAUUCGCUAGAGGUGGCAGCAGAACCAAGUGAAAAUCAGCAGCAGUCACAGCAACAAGGAUGUUUGCAUUCAUCAGAAAAUGCCCCAAUUGUGCCUAAUUCGGGCAGAGCGGAGACAGAGGUGUUGUGGAGGUGGAGCAAUAGAUUUGGUCAUGAUGAAGAGGAUGAUACUGACGAAAGAUCAUCAAGGAAGAGGCAGAAAAAGGAAAUGUUCACUUCCCCUAUUAUUCAACAGUUGAGUACUGAAUUACAGAGUGUAGUUCAAGACGGAAGGAAGACUUCAAUGGAAAAAAGGGAGUGGGUGAAGACGCGGUUAAUGCAAUUGGAGGAGCAGCGAGUGGCCUAUCAAAUGCAAGCGUACGAACUUGAAAAGCAGCGGGUGAAAUGGUUGAAGUUCAGAACCAAGAAGGAGAGGGAAAUGGAGAAAGAAAAGCUUUAA